Molecule: messenger RNA, 2812 nt
Organism: Lepisosteus oculatus (spotted gar)
Lineage: Eukaryota; Metazoa; Chordata; Actinopteri; Semionotiformes; Lepisosteidae
Gene: lgi1b
Product: leucine-rich, glioma inactivated 1b
Biological process (GO): myelination
Molecular function (GO): protein binding
Source: RefSeq, a predicted model, not a curated record
ACACAGGGGGACCAUAUUCUCCAAGGAUGACAAACGGGUUCCGUUUUUUUCUUUUUCACAGCGAUAAGCCAAUAGCAGUGCAGAAGAUCAUUUUAAGACGCCGUUGAUUCUGUAUGUGUCAAGUUGAAUAGUAUCAGCCAACAGACCGAAGAAGUAAUCAAUCUGAAGGGUGUACAGAAAUAUGUUUUUUUCGUUUCUGUUUUACGGUUACCUGCCUCUCUGAAGUACAAUUCCUCUGUAGUGCCAAUUCGUGUUUUCCGAAGUGCCGGUCCAGUUUUGGUCACAUAAAUUACAGAUACACUUUUGUCUGCAGAAAUUGUGUCGCUCGUCUUGGCUCUUGCGUCUCGCGGAACGAAUCGCUUGGAUUAGCGCCUGAGUGUUGGGUUUAGGGAUCAGUUGCGGUUUAGUUACAACAGCAGCGGCAGAAGCAGAACCGGACUCGAAAACUGCAGAAAAGGCUACGCUGGCCUCCGAGCAAUAAAUAACGCGUAUCUUCAACAGAGAACCUGGUUCAUGUUCAGGGAUAUUCUACGCGCUGGUUGUAACCAGAGUGGAUCAAAAGGAUGGGAUAUGCCAACAAAACCUUCAGAAGAUACACGUUCCUGCUGUGGCUUGCGUCUGUGCUUCUUCUAGUAGAGAGUAAGAAAACUAAACCCAGAUGCCCCUCUUCGUGUACAUGCACCAAAGAUAAUGCCCUGUGUGAAAACAUAAGAUCGGUUCCUCGCAGCUUCCCUCCCGAUGUCGUUUCAUUAUCAUUUGUGAAAUCAGGAUUCAACGAAAUCCCAGAAGGAAGCUUCGUCCACACACCAGCACUGCAGCUUCUCCUGUUCACAGCCAACUCCUUUGAUUCUAUAAAUGAAGAUGCUUUCCUGGGUCUUCCCCAUCUGGAAUACCUGUUUAUUGAAAACAACAAAAUCAAGUCUAUUUCCCCAAAUGCUUUCAGAGGACUGAAAUCCCUAAUACACUUGAGCCUGGCUUAUAAUAAUCUGGAAACACUACCGAAAGAUGUUUUUAAGGGGAUGGAGGCGCUCACAAAAGUGGAUCUCCGAGGUAAUAUCUUUAACUGUGACUGCAAAUUGAAGUGGCUUGUAGAAUGGAUGUACAACACCAAUGCAACUGUGGACCAGAUCUUCUGCAGCAGCCCACCAGCUUAUCAAGGGAAGAAACUCCAUGAGCUCUCGGCACAGUCAUUUGACUGCAUAACGACAGAAUUUGCCGCCUACCAAACCCUGAAGUUUGAGUCUAUUUCGGUAGAUUCAUUCUCCUAUAUGAAUGAUGAAUAUGUUGUAUUUGCCCAGCCCUUUAUUGGAAAAUGCAGUUUUCUGGAAUGGGACCAUGUUGAAAUGGUCUUCCGGAAUUAUGACAACAUCAACAGCACUUCCACUGUUGUCUGCAAGCCACUGGUUAUUGAUGGUCAGCUGUUCAUUAUAGUCGCCCAGCUCUUUGGCGGCUCUCACAUCUACAAACGGGACAAUUCUGCCAGCAAGUUCAUCAAAAUCCAGGACAUCGACAUUCUGAAAAUCAGGAAGCCCAACGAUGUUGAAACCUUUCGAAUCGAAGACGAAUCCUACUUUGUCAUUGCUGACAGCUCUAAAGCAGGGUCCACGACAGUGUACAAAUGGAACGGCAACGGUUUUUACUCUCACCAGUCCCUUCACCCCUGGUACAGGGACACAGAUGUGGAGUACCUGGAAAUAGCUAGCAAGCCGCACCUGAUUCUCUCGAGCAGCUCUCAGAGGCCUGUCAUUUACCAGUGGAACAAAGCCCAGAAAGCGUUCGAAAGACGCACAGACAUCCCCGAAAUGGAAGAUGUCUACGCAGUGAAGCACUUCAAAGUGAAUAACGAUCUGUACAUUUGCUUGACCAGGUUCAUCGGGGAUUCUAAAGUGAUGAAGUGGGAUGGCUCGAUGUUUUCAGAGAUACAGACAAUGCCGUCCCGGGGCUCAAUGGUGUUCCAGCCUUUCGCGGUCAACACCUGGCAGUAUGCAAUCCUCGGAAGUGACUACUCCUUUACUCAAGUCUAUCGCUGGGAUAUGAAGAAAGGGCAGUUCGUUAGCUUUCAAGAGCUGAACAUCCAGGCUCCAAGGGCAUUCUCCCUGGUUUCCAUUGACAAACGUGAGUUCUUGCUUGCCUCCAGUUUUAAAGGAAAAACUCAGAUUUACGAACACCUUGUGAUUGACCUAAGCGAUUAACAGGAGCAGAUCUAGCUUGUGUUUAAGAUGCAGUCAAGAUUCUCAACUGCACUGGAUGGGGAUGGACCCUGUUGUUGGACGACAUGUGCAUGAUAAAACCCGCUAAUGAUACUUCCAGAUGAAUGCCUUGCUAGAAAUGUCCAUCUUAUGUUUUUUUUUUGUUGUCACCAUCUGGCGCUUUCUUUAAAAAAAAGAAAAGCCCACUGUUAACUCACUCUUUCCAACAAUGAGCUGUAAAUACCUGUGCACAUCUGUCAUGGUAGAGGGAAAAAUAAAUCAAAUGUACUUUUUCAUCUAUUUAUUAACCUGUUUGGAAAAAGAAGAAACAAUCUGCCAAAUAAAAUGUUUACAUUUUUCUGUCUUUACAGUGUAAGCAAAAUUAUUUAUAAAUGAAGCUUUUGUAAAUAUCUGAGGGACCAUGCCAGUGAGACAAAUCUUUCAUAUAAAGGUUAAUGUUUCAAUUUUAAAGUCACAUUUGUAAUUAAAGAAUUUAACCUGUUGCAAUGCAAACCUAGAUGUUGUUGUGUGAAAACAAAAAUCUAAGCAACUUGGAUUUUUAUUGUUGCUUGUUUGUAUGAAACUGUAUAGUACUCUACUCCUAAUAAAAAUCUGAAAUAAAA